AUGGUAUAUAAAGUCCCUGCACUACCUGAUCUUGAGUACGAGCAACAGGGGUAUGGUUACCUCCCCCGUCCUGAGAAGUGGCAGGCGUGCCCCCGGUCGCGAAGGUGUUCCCCGGUCGUUGCCCCUGAUCACGAGCGUGUGCCCACGGUCGCUGCUCCUGAUCACGAGCACGUGCCCUCAGUCGCUGCCCCCGAUCGCGAGCACGUGCCCCGUUCGCUGCCCCCGGUCGUUGCCCCUGGUCGCGAACGAGUGCCCCCGGUCGCUGCCCCCGAUCGCGAACGGAUGAAGGAAACUAGAUACAGGCAUCAGGAAAAUUCCAGCAUUGACCUAUCGAACCUUAGAAGGAUCGACAUUGAUGUGCAAGGAAAGACUGCUUGGGUGGAAGCUGGAGCAACAUUAGGGGAACUUUACUACAACAUUGCAAACAAAAGCAAAACCCUAGCUUUACCAGCUGAAACUUUCCCUUCUGUAGGUGUUGGAGGUCAUAUUAGUGGUGGUGGACAAAGGCCAUUGAUGAGGAAAUACGGUCUUGCAGCAGAUAACGUGCUAGAUGCAACGAUCCUGAAUGUUAAUGGUACGAUUCUUGAUCGUAGUGGCAUGGGCGAAUACCUAUUUUGGGUUAUUCGGGGUGGUGGUGCAGCUAGUUUCGGGGUGGUUCUAUCUUGGAAGUUACAAUUAGUCGAAAUUCCCCCAGUUGUUACUUUCUUCACCAUAGCUCGAACUCAGGAAAAAGGUGCAACAAAUCUUGUUAGAAAAUGGCAAAAGCUAGUAAUUGAAUUCCCUAAAGAGCUUUUCCUAAGAAUAAAUAUAAACCCUUAA
Molecule: messenger RNA, 819 nt
Organism: Nicotiana tabacum (common tobacco)
Lineage: Eukaryota; Viridiplantae; Streptophyta; Magnoliopsida; Solanales; Solanaceae
Source: RefSeq, a predicted model, not a curated record